UGCGAGGUGGGCGGUGAGAGGAAGUGGCGGCAGCGGCGGCGGCGGCGGCCGGGGGCGGCAAGUGCUGGUCCGCGCGGGCGGCAGGCAACGGCUGAGGCGAUUCAGCGGCAGCGGCGUGGGCUGGGCUUGAGCGGGCGGCUACACCUCAGUCUCCCCGGAGCGGGAGCCCACGCGGGCGGGCUCCUGAAACAAAGGGACGCGAGAGUCAGGGCGCCGCGGGUGGGCGGUCAGUCGGUCAGCGCGGAGCCGGCCAGCCGGUUGCCCGCGGAAGCCCCUACCCCGGCCGGCUGGCGAGACCUCAGGGCGGGAAGAUGCCGCGCGUCGUGCCCGACCAGAGAAGCAAGUUCGAGAACGAGGAGUUCUUCAGGAAGCUAAGCCGCGAAUGUGAGAUUAAGUACACGGGCUUCAGGGACCGGCCCCACGAGGAGCGCCAGGCGCGCUUCCAGAACGCCUGCCGCGACGGCCGCUCGGAAAUCGCUUUUGUGGCCACAGGAACCAAUCUGUCUCUCCAGUUUUUUCCGGCCAGUUGGCAGGGAGAACAGCGACAAACACCUAGCCGGGAAUAUGUCGACUUAGAAAGAGAAGCAGGCAAGGUGUAUUUGAAGGCUCCCAUGAUUCUGAAUGGAGUCUGUGUUAUCUGGAAAGGCUGGAUUGAUCUCCAGAGACUGGAUGGUAUGGGCUGCCUGGAGUUUGAUGAGGAGCGAGCUCAGCAGGAGGAUGCAUUAGCACAACAGGCCUUUGAAGAGGCUCGGAGAAGGACACGUGAAUUUGAAGAUAGAGACAGGUCUCACCGGGAGGAAAUGGAGGUGAGAGUUUCACAGCUGCUGGCAGUAACUGGCAAGAAGACAACAAGACCCUAGUCCUGGUUCCAAUUUAAGUGGUGGUGAUGACCUCAAACUUCGUUAAUCAGUAGAUGUGCACAGAUGUGCCCCCCAUCUUUUACAUAUACAUUGGUUCUAGUUGGCAAAAACAAUUGAUUAAAAGACCAGAAACUGUGAUAACUGGAGGUACUAUGGUCUGUUUCUCAACCUUAGGCAGUAACAGGACACCACAGACUGCCAUGGUUUUGCACUAUGAUUAUUAUUAUACCUGCAUUUCUAAUUUUGUAUGCAUGUAGCCAGUAAUUGGUUUUUUUUCUAUGCAAGCUUACCUUGUUGGCAUUAUUUUAGUGAGUUGAAACUGUCCAUUUGUGAAGCUCUUUUUCUCCCACUUUAAUUUAAAAGUCAUGUCAUUUAGAAAUUAAACUUUUAAUAUUUUUUUUCCUCUAAUCAAUUGCUUUUUUUUUUUUUGUAAUUUUAAAUGUGUUGGCUAUACAGCUUCAUUUUAGAUAGGCAUUCUUGAUUUUUUUUUGUUUUGUUUGUCCCAUUUCCUUUUGUGUUUUUAUAGUCUAUGGCAUUUUAAAACUGCUGAUGUGUUUGCAUUAUUUACAAGCUAAAGACCUGGUAGCAUAAAGCUGUCUGCCACAGCCCUCUAAUACAGAGUUUACAGUUUAUUAAAGUUGCAGUAUCCUUUUAAAUGUUGAUGAUCAGCUUCUUUUCUUUCCUUUUUAAACAUAAAUUUUUUAAAUUGGUAUUAAUUCUAAUCUGCCCCAGAUCUGUUUUAGAUUCUGUUCUGUAAUCAUGAGUUUGGGGAUAUUCUCCAUAGAUGAUAAUACUCUACUGAAAUGCCUAAAGAAGUCACAGACUGGCUUCUGUUUUAUUCAGGGAUUUUUUUUUAAGUCAAUCAGAAAAGGGAUACUGGAGCUUCUUCAUGUAUGUCACAGCAUAUUAAACUGGAGACAGUGAUGAAUCAGCUACAAAGGUAAUACUGUAUUAAAAUCAUGUUUAAGAUAGCUGCUUUUAUGUGUAUUUUAUAAUGCAUGCUUUUGUAAAAACAAUGCUGGAUGAUGAAAGAUUAGUCUUAGAAAAUGUUCAUCUGUGCAGAGGAUACAUUUUCUUCCAUUAAUUAUCCUGGAAAAAAACUCACAGGUUGUAUAUAUAAUAUUUUCCAAAAGGACUAUUUAUUAAUAGAGCCUUUUGAGAUGAAUUAGUAUAAGGAUAUUUUUUAAAUAGGCUCACUGUCAAAUUGAAUGCAACUUUUCCUUUUAAUACAAGACUGGAAAAACGUGUGAAGUCAUUUGACACCUCCAUACAAAUAUUUUUCAUGAUCAUGUUCAUUAAAUGUUACUAUGUUUCUGAAUUUUUGCAAAAAUUAUUUUAUCAUAACAGAAUGGCAUUAUUUUAAAGAGUUUGAAAAACUGACAUGGUCAGUUCAGAAAAUGAACUGAAACCUGAAUAAUGAAUAAGGUCAUUACAUUAAAAACAUAUGUGUGUAUAUAUACAUAUAUGUAUGUAUAUAUAUACUUGAUUGAUGAGAAAGAUGUGACUUUCAUUGUAUAUAGGUCUUAUAAUUCAUAAACAUAUCCUGUAUCAGAAUAAAAACACUUGUUAUAUAUUUGAAGUCAUGCAUGGUAAGCAGUGUGUUUAAAUUGUUAUAAACAGUGCAUCAUAAAAGACCAUGCUGAUCUUGUGUAACUAACUACUAUGAAUGAAUUUGGUUGGUAUUUUGGUGUUGUGCGGCUCACAUGUUUACACACUCAGUGCCCUAAUUUCCCCCAAGGGAAUCGCCUUUUAAGUGGUCCUUAUAAUGGUCUUCUAAGGUUACUUUAUCACAGAGCUUCUUGAUUUUUUGCUUCUGCACUUCAAUUCUUUUUAAUAACAUGAUGAUGAUGUUACAUUUUUCUCUAGUGCUUCUUGGCUAAGAGCUUUCAGUCCACCAGUAACUAAGAUCAAAUGUUACUAAAUGUUCGUGUUGCCAUCUUUAUGUAAAUAUGAAAUUUUUCCUGUCAUUUAGCACUGUGCUGCUUCGGUCCGUCUUAAUGCUGGCAUUAAGAUUAUGAGCCCUUUUUCUCCAGUAGUGCAAGCUUUGAAAACUACUUUUAUUAAGUUAUUGAUGCAAUUUGGUAUUUUUCCAUAGUCUAUAUUUAAACAAAAUUACAUCAUUGCAUCAUCUUUUCCAAAUUCAUCUCCAUUAAAACUUGCCUUAAGCUACCAAAUUGCUUUUGCCAUCAUUAGCCAUAUUGUGUGUUUGUAUGUUUAAUUUACUUUCACAAUAAAGUUCUGUGUAGUGAAAA
Messenger RNA from Manis javanica (Malayan pangolin), 3112 nucleotides. It is a transcript of the gene CBFB, whose product is annotated as core-binding factor subunit beta. Gene Ontology annotation, cellular component: core-binding factor complex; nucleus. Gene Ontology annotation, molecular function: transcription coactivator activity; sequence-specific DNA binding. The record is from RefSeq and is a predicted model, not a curated record. NCBI's taxonomy places the organism in Eukaryota, Metazoa, Chordata, Mammalia, Pholidota, Manidae. Gene Ontology annotation, biological process: regulation of transcription by RNA polymerase II.